AUGGCGAAGGAUACAACGGCAACGACAACGACAACGACGACGGUACACGAAGAAUCGGAGCAGGAUCUAGAAGGUGAGGCGCCGGAGUUCGGAGGUCAUCAUCCGGACACGAAGCAGCACGUUGGACCACGGAGAGGACGCUGCAAAUGGUUUAACGUCGUGAAGGGCUGGGGCUUCAUCACACCGGACGAUGGCGGUCAGGAGGUGUUUGUCCAUCAGGUACACGUCGUGCGCUGUCGAUUGAAUAUCUGGACCAUAUUCUCAUAUUCAUUAUUCUCUCCGCUUAUAAGUGUCAUCCAGAUGGGAGGCUUCCGAUCGUUGGGCGAGAACGAAGAGGUCGAGUUCGAGUCGAAGCUGACGGGCAAGGGGUACGAGGCGACCAGAGUUUACGGGCCAUCGAAUGCCGAGUGUAAAGGCAGUGACUUCCGGCCGUACAGCAAGAAACGGAGGUUCCGUAAAGUGCGGUGCUACAACUGUGGAGAGUUUGCGAAUCACAUCGCAUCCAAGUGCGCCCUCGGUCCACUACCGAAGCGGUGCCAUAACUGCAAAAGCCAGGACCAUCUGAUAGCGGACUGUCCGACGAAACCGCCACCGCCACCGCCGGAAUCCAAUUGA
Molecule: messenger RNA, 615 nt
Organism: Anopheles aquasalis
Lineage: Eukaryota; Metazoa; Arthropoda; Insecta; Diptera; Culicidae
Gene: lin-28
Product: protein lin-28 homolog
Biological process (GO): pre-miRNA processing
Cellular component (GO): cytoplasm; nucleus
Molecular function (GO): zinc ion binding; mRNA binding
Source: RefSeq, a predicted model, not a curated record